Molecule: messenger RNA, 1934 nt
Organism: Tetranychus urticae (two-spotted spider mite)
Lineage: Eukaryota; Metazoa; Arthropoda; Arachnida; Trombidiformes; Tetranychidae
Biological process (GO): cell differentiation; positive regulation of transcription by RNA polymerase II; negative regulation of transcription by RNA polymerase II
Molecular function (GO): nuclear receptor activity; RNA polymerase II cis-regulatory region sequence-specific DNA binding
Source: RefSeq, a predicted model, not a curated record
CUUUUCUGUUUUGUGUUUAGUGACUUUUGUUGUUUAAGAGCAUUGGGUUAUCAUUGACAUUCAUUCAUUGUGAUCCAAGUAAUUAUUCAUCUCAAUCACAAUUGUACAGUUAUUCCUAUUUAUGGCUUCCAAUUUCACAGUUUCAAUUUAAUCGGUAAACUAACAAUUAUCUCAUAUAAGUCUGAAAUUCCUAGAUUAUUGUUUCUUUCGUUAAAUGUCAACCAAUGUUUUCCCUCUGAAUUUAACAUCAUUUUUCUGUUCAACGAUGGACUUCAACAACGAUUUCCAACUUGUUAAUCCUGUGAUGCAAAAUGAAGCCUUGUUUUCAGGUAACAAAUCAAUUGACGUGGAAACAUCAGCACAUUUUCCAGCUCUUUCAUUAGCCACUAUCGAGUCCAUGUUAACCUCGGAUUCACCUCAAACACCUGUGAACCAACAAUCGAAUGGACUGGAAGAUUUUUCUCACAAAAAAGACAGGUUACUCGAGAAUGGUCAAAUCAAGCUACUUACCCAAGCAAUCGACUCAUAUUACAACUCAACUUUGGAACAAUCUUCAUUCAACUCCCCGCAAACGUCCAUCUCAACUGAUACUGUGGAUUCGAAUAGAUUAAAAGACAAUGACGCGACAUCAUUAACAUCACAAUGUUUAAUUUUUUUGAAAAACCAAGUGACAGGAAUUAGAAAGAAAAAUUCUUCAAAGAAUCAAACAAAGGAUUGGCGAAACAUUUGGAACUCUGAUGUAGGGAAGAAGAUAUUGGCUGUUGAAUUUUCACCAAUGAAUAUAAAGUCAGAAUUUUUAUCAAAACAAACCGCGUUGGAUGGAUUUGAGUCAUUUACUAUCCAAGAAGCCGUCAAUUCUGUACAAAGAAUUGUACAGAAUAUAGUUGAAAAAGGAACCAGUGAGGAUAUUUUGAAUCAAUACAGAGCUGACUUGUACUCUGACCCACGUCCAGUUGAUCUUGUACUUUCUUGUGAAAAGUCUCGAGCAUUCAGGAAGAUACAUUUAAAUGAUAAAAUUAUAUUGUUGAAAAACGCAUUCUUGGAUCUCAAUGCAUUAAAAAUUAUAACUACUUAUAAUGCUUCAAUCAACGGUUGGUAUUUUGGCCAAAAAAUAUGCUCAAGGGAAAAAAUUCUCAAAAGAAGUCCAGAUUUGUUUAAAAAGAUUGUUCGCCUUAUGGAUAGUUUUCCAGAUCGUUUUAGAAGUGACAUCAAUGUUUGUUCAUUUCUUUUUUUGAUUAUCAUCUUUAACGCUGAUUUGCACAAAUUGAAGUUCAGAAACCAAAUAAAAUCGGAACAGUACAUUUACAUUUAUUUAUUGAAACGAUAUUUGGUUUCAAGUAUUCAACCAACGUGUGAAGCCUUAGAGUAUUUUUACCAGCUGAUGGCUACAAUUGAAGAAAUUCGGACGCUAAAGAGAGGAAUGGAGUUAGACUUUGAUGACUACGGGGCUGAUGGCUCUUAUGUACUCAGAAAUCGAGUUGUUAGAUUUAUUGAGCUUGAAAGCAUUCAAUCGUGAUCGAAGCUCGUUCUUGGCAAUUAUUUCAGGGAUUGGUAUGCUUUCUUCGGGUUUUAAGCUUAAGGUUAUUUCAGUAAUGUAAUCCAUUUUUACGAUUGAAUACACUUACAGUUGAAAUCCAGGAUUAACACGCUGUACUAGCCGACUUUUUGGGGACUCAAGUUUACAAGAAAAUUAUUCACCUUCGAGUUGAAAUGAUACAAUAGUGUGUACAAUUUGAGUAUUAACUCAAGCUUUCAUUAAAAUGAUCUUCUACAAUCAUUAUAUUAAUAAUUAUAAUGAUAAUAAUAAAUACAAACGGAUUUGUCUGAUUUGCUACCAGAAGAGCUUAUUUCUACUCGUGCAAAAAUCAAAUCAAAUCUGAUGAAGUACAAAGUACAGUAACUCUUAUUAUAUUAAAAUGAAAUUAUACUUUGAA